This is a messenger RNA of Cicer arietinum (chickpea), 2210 nucleotides long. NCBI's taxonomy places the organism in Eukaryota, Viridiplantae, Streptophyta, Magnoliopsida, Fabales, Fabaceae. The record is from RefSeq and is a predicted model, not a curated record.
AGAAAGGUACUUAUAGUUAAAUUACUCGUAAACUGAAUCGCAUACCCAAAUAUUGUUGCCUCAAAUUUAAGCUUAAAACUUCAAAAAAUCGCCGCUUCCCAACAAAUGAGGGUUCCCUUUUCCAUCGAUUCGCUUCUCACCUGAUCGCACCGCAACCUUCACAACACAGUUCCAUUUCUCUUCUUUCUCCUAUUUAAGCAAUUUUUCAAGAAAGGUAUGAUGAAAGAAAAUUUCAAUGGCAAGUGUGGAUCUUCUUCUCAUAAAUCUAUGAAAGAGAAGGAGAAAUACCUGGUGGAUAAGAUUCAAGGGAUUUUCUCAAAUAUUCAAUUGGCGAGAAAGGAAAGCAGGGCUAAUGACAUUGUGAUCUUCGAGGAGCAGAUGCAUCAGUUGCUUCGAGAGUGGCAGGCGGAACUGGAAUCUCCAGCUACCUCGUUAGCUGAUGGGAGCCUUGGUUCAUUUACCGGGGAUCUAGCUCAACUGUUGCAAGCAAUUGAGGAGAAAGAUGAUGCAACAAGUCCAUUAACAAAACUUGUGCCUUUGAAGAAUGAUCUUCAUCAAAAUAACAUUAGUGAUAGCAAUUAUCCGUUUUUUCAGGAGAAAUGUUUUAAUAAUAACCAGACACUAGAUCAUACUUUUGAGGGCUCUGCUUCAACUCUGUUCAACAAUCCUUUAAAUAGCUCAGACAUGGCUCAGUUGCAUUAUCAUCCGUUCAGUUUAAAUCAAGAUAUGGAUCACAACACUGUAGGUCACAACUCUGAUUUGAUUGGUCAGUUUGAUUUUUAUCAUCAGGACCUCAGCCUCGGGCACAACACAGAAAUAAAAAACUCAGAAUCAGCUCAAUUUACUUUUGAUGAAGGCUUUGAUUGUAGCCAAUUUUUAAGAGAUGACGACACUGCACAAUUCGGAGAGAAUCAUAUACCUAACAUCCUUCCAAGUAUCCGCCCUCCACCUUCUGCUUUUCGAGGCCCAAAAUGUGCACUGUGGGACUGUUUCAGACCUGCUCAAGGGUUAGAAGGGUGUCAGGACUACUGUAGUAGUUGUCAUGAGCUUUUGGCAAAUAAUGAGGGUCUCCCCGGCAUGACUCCGAUUUUGCGACCUUACGGCAUUGAUGUAAAAGAUGGUCCUUUGUUUGCUGCUGUUCUUGCAAAGACGCAGGGAAAAGAAGUGGGCAUCCCUAAGUGUGAAGGUGCUGCUUCAACGAAAGCCCCCUGGAAUGCUUCCGAGUUCUUUGACCUUUCUUUCCUUGACGGUGAAACUGUUAGGGAGUGGCUCUUCUUUGACAAGCCUAGAAGGGCGUUUGACAGUGGAAAUAGAAAACAAAGAUCUCUUCCCGAUUACAGCGGGCGUGGUUGGCAUGAAUCAAGGAAGCAGGUGAUGAAGGAACAUGGUGGACAAAAGAGAUCUUAUUACAUGGACCCCCAGCCUCUUAGUUAUCUUGAGUGGCAUUUGUUUGAGUAUGAAAUCAAUAACCAUGAUGGUUGUGCAUUAUACAGACUAGAAUUAAAGCUUGUAGAUAAAAAGAAAAGUCCUAAAGGAAAAGUGACUAAGGAAUCUCUUACUGAUUUACAAAACAAGAUGGGAAAGUUAACUGCGGCUUUUCCUUCGUCAGAUGAUGGAAACCCUGUCAAGGGAAAAACUGAUGCCAAAUCUGAGGAUAUUGGGCCACCUGAAAAUUAAAUAAAUAUAAAGUUACUUUGUUGGAGGAUUUUUGCCACAAAUGACUGACCAACUUGUACAUAUUUGAGGAUGGACUCCAGCUUGUGGAAAUGUCUUAACAUUUCUUGUUAUGGUAGGUGCUCAUAUUCUUCUAUGGAGUUAAUUUUUUGAUAUUCUGCUUUUGGAUAUUGGCAUUGUGCUGAUAAGAAACCCAUUAUGUGCUGGGUGGUUUAAAAGUUAAAUCUAUCAUAUCAUUUAUGAGGAAGAUGCUGCACUUUUUGAUGGAUCAAUAGUAGUUUCCCUUAUUUGCUAUUUCACCUAAAAUUUAUGCUGGGUCAAUACAAGUUUCUGUAUAGAUAAAUUAUGCUGAUACUUUCCCUUCUGUUGAUGGGACAUUUAUAUUACUGCUUCGGUCUUGUGCAUUAGUUUGGAGGACUAUGUGGACAUGAAGAGAACAAACUUUGAAUUUACUAUCGAUUUGAUUUUUCCUCGUUAUAAUUGACCUUUUCACUUGUACUUUCUUCUCAGAAAAUAAGAAUGUUCCAUGCUGAAAA